Messenger RNA from Acanthosepion pharaonis, 6618 nucleotides. The record is from the annotation of a GenBank genome assembly. Lineage: Eukaryota; Metazoa; Mollusca; Cephalopoda; Sepiida; Sepiidae.
AUGCGAGACGUUGAUGAAACCAGCCUGAAAACUCGAAAGGACAUUAACAGAUUGACAAUCGAAGAGGAAUACAAACUCAGGGUGGCCAUGGAACGUUUUAUGGCUGACAAAUCCAUCAAUGGUUACCAAGCCCUGGCCGAAUUCCACGGUCUUCCGGCAAAAUGUCCCCGACCAGACGCCCUUAACCGUGUAGCCUGCUGUGCGCAUGGUAUGGCAACCUUCCCCCACUGGCACCGAUUGGUAAUCGUUCAGUUUGAAGACGCAUUAGCAGCUCGUGGCUCUCCCAUUGGUGUUCCCUAUUGGGACUGGACCAAACCUCUUGAUUCCAUUCCACAUCUCCUUGCUGACGAAAAUUACGUCGAUCCUUACACAAAGGAGACUAAACCCAAUCCAUUCUUCCGGGCACCUAUUGACUUCUUGAAGGCCAAUGUAUUUACUGCAAGAAAGAUUGACGAAAGAUUGUUUAAAAAACCAACUGUUGGUGAUCAUGGUUAUCUCUUUGACGGCAUGCUGUUGGCCUUUGAACAACAUGAUUUCUGUGACUUUGAAGUGCAAUUUGAAGUCACCCACAACGCCAUCCACGCUUGGGUCGGAGGCAACGAGCCAUACUCAAUGUCCACCUUGCAUUACACUUCAUUUGACCCAAUGUUUUGGCUCCAUCACUCGCAAGUCGACAGACUGUGGGCAAUUUGGCAAGCACUUCAGAUCCAAAGAGGACUACCAUACAAAGCUCACUGCGCAAGUUCAGAUGUCCAUCAACCAUUGAAACCCUUCGCUUUCCAACCACCACUUAAUAAUGAUGAACUGACUCAUUCGCAUUCAAUUCCCACCGAUGUGUACGAUUACCGAACAGAACUGAAGUAUACAUACGACACCCUGUUCUUUGGAGGCAUGUCCAUCCGCGAACUGCAGCAUCACAUCGAGGAGAACGAAGCUAAGGACCGUGUAUUUGCCGGUUUCCUUCUCAUGGGAAUCCAUACCUCUGCCAAUGUUGAUCUCUAUGUUGUGGCCGGAGGCAACGAAUAUAUGGCCGGUUCAAUUGCUAUACUUGGUGGCAGCAAAGAAAUGUCGUGGAGAUUUGAUCGCGUCUAUAAACAUGACAUCACAUCUGCCUUGGCUGCUCUUGGAGUAGAUAAAUUUGGAGAUUACACUCUGCGUGUCGACAUUAAAGACGUGAAUGGUACAGCUCUGCCAUCCACAAUAAUUCCGGCUCCAAUAGUCAUUUACGCUCCUGCAAGAGUGGAAAGUGUGAAAUUCGAUGAGACCCACCGAUCCAGAAAAGAUGUUGCCAGUAUGACCAAGCAGGAAAUGAACGAACUCCGAACAGCAUUGGCUGCUUUUGCCACUGAUAAAACCAAUACUGGUUACCAACAAGUGGCUGCUUUCCACGGAUCUACUAAAUGGUGCCCUAGUCCUGACGCUGCUGUCAAAUAUGCCUGCUGUCAACAUGGUAUGGCCACGUUCCCUCAUUGGCAUAGGUUACUCACUGUGAACUUCGAAAACGGAUUGAGACGAAAUGGUUAUCAUGGAGGUGUUCCUUACUGGGACUGGACUCGUCCUAUUCAUGCCCUUCCCGCGCUUGUAGUCGAAGAACAAUACACAGAUGCAAAAGGAGAGGCACAUCCAAAUCCGUUCUUCAGUGGUGCCAUUGAUGAGGUCAACGCUAAAACAAGUCGAGCACCAUCACCAACACUUUUUGAACAACCUGAAUUCGGACAUUAUACUCACCUUGCUGAUGAGAUAUUUUAUGCGUUGGAACAAGAAAACUUCUGUGACUUUGAAGUCCAGUUCGAAAUCGCACAUAAUCACAUCCAUGCCCUGGUCGGUGGAACAGAGCCCUACUCAAUGUCAUCCCUUGAGUAUUCUGCCUUUGAUCCGAUUUUCAUGCUACAUCAUUCGAAUGUCGACAGGAUCUGGGCUACAUGGCAAGCACUGCAGAAAUUCCGAGGAAAGUCCUACAAUUCAGCCAACUGUGCUAUUGAAAUGCUCCGUCGGCCAAUGUCGCCAUUCAGUCUGUCAAGUGAUAUCAACUCUGACGCACAAACUCGUGAGCAUUCUGUUCCUUUCGACGUAUUUGAUUACAAGAAAUCUUUCCACUACGAAUACGACACAUUAGAAUUGAACGGUCUGUCUAUCCCACAGUUGUCGAGAGAAAUCAACAGACGAAAGGCGAAAAACCGAGUGUUUGUCACUUUUAUGCUUGAGGGUCUUAAGAAAUCUCUUCUCGUUCAGUAUUAUAUUAAAGACGAUGCAAGUGAUAAAAAAAUGAAAGCCGGCGAAUUCUACGUGUUGGGAAGUGAAAACGAAAUGCCCUGGAAAUAUGACCGAGCCUUCAAAUCCGACAUAACCCACGUUAUGGACGAAAUGAAUCUUCAUUACACCGACAAGUACCAUAUUGAAUAUACUGUUACUGAUAUGAAAGGCGAAACUGUAGAUGUAAAACUCAGUCCAACAGUUGUAUAUCAACCAGGUCUUGGUCAAUACAAGGAUUCUAAAAUCUGGAUAAAUCCUGUCACAAGCGCGAACCGAAUCAGAAAGAACUUGGAUACCCUUAGUGCUGGAGAGAUAGAAUCUUUGAGAAAUGCUUUCAAACAAAUUGCUAAAGGUGGUAAAUACGAACAAAUCGCAGCAUUCCAUGGCCUUCCCGCUCAAUGCCCCAACGAAGAUGGCUCCGCAGUUUAUACAUGCUGUCUACAUGGUAUGCCUACAUUCCCACACUGGCAUCGUCUCUACGUAGCCCUAGUCGAAGACGAAUUAUUGGCUCACGGUUCUGGAGUUGCUGUACCCUAUUGGGACUGGGUAGAACCAUUCGAUGCGUUACCAAAAUUCAUCAACGAAGCCUCCUACUACAAUUCUCGCACUCUUCAUAUUGAGGAAAAUCCUUUCUUCAAAGGAAAAAUUAGCUUUGAAAGCGCCAUAACUGACCGUGAUCCACAACCAGAGCUCUUUAAUAACAACUAUCUCCAUGAUCAUGCGCUCUUUGCGUUUGAACAAACAGAUUUCUGCGAAUUUGAGGUGCAUUUCGAGGUUCUUCAUAACACAAUCCAUUCUUGGCUAGGAGGUCGCGAUCCUCAUUCCAUGUCUUCUCUUGACUAUGCUGCCUACGACCCUGUUUUCUUCCUUCACCAUAGCAACGUGGAUCGCUUGUGGGCUAUUUGGCAAGAGCUUCAACGUUACCGUAAAUUGCCAUUCAACGAAGCCAACUGCGCUUUGCCACUGAUGAACCAACCGAUGCGUCCAUUCAGCAAUAGUACGGCCAACCAUGAUCGUUUGACCUUUACCAACAGCAGACCAAGCGAUGUCUUUGACUACCAAAACGUCUUGCAUUAUAAAUACGACACUCUAUCUUUCACUGGUCUCAGCAUUCGUCAGUUAGACAGGAUCUUGCGACAGAAACAGGAACACGAUCGUGUUUUUGCCGGCUUCUUGCUUCAUGGAAUUAAGGCGUCCGCUGAUGUCCGUAUUUACAUUUGUGUUCCCACUGGUACUGAUGAAGAAAACUGCGGAAACUAUGCUGGUAUUUUCUCAGUUUUGGGAGGAAACUCGGAGAUGCCCUGGAGGUUUGAUCGUCUUUUCCGUUAUGAGAUCACCGACAGUCUGAAAAAAUUAGGUCUCAACCAAAACAGCCAUUUCCGUGUCAUAACCGAAGUUACAGCAGUCAAUGGUUCCAGAAUCAUGCAAAAGAUCUUCCCCGAUCCGACCAUCAUUUUUGUUCCCAAAGAAGAGGCUUCCGUAAAUGUUUCCACAGAAACAUCCGUGUACGGAAACUUGGUGCGAAAGAGUGUUGAUCGUCUGUCUUUGCAAGAAGUUAAUUCUUUAGUACACGCUUUGAAACGUAUGCAGAAAGAUAAAUCGCCAAGUGGAUUCGAAACCAUUGCUUCGUUCCAUGCUCUUCCUCCCUUAUGUAUCAGCGAAGCAGACAAACGUCGUUAUGCUUGCUGCGUUCAUGGUAUGGCUACAUUCCCUCAAUGGCACAGAUUGUAUGUGGUCCAGUUUGAACAAGCUCUGAACAGACAUGGCGCCAGUGUCGGUGUGCCUUACUGGGACUGGACAUACCCAAUGAAGGAAAUUCCAAGUUUGAUUGCGUCGGAGAAAUACACUGAUCCUUUCACUGGCGUUGAGACAUUUAAUCCUUUUAACCACGGCCAUAUUAGCUUUAUCAGCGCCGAAACCAUGACUGCCCGAGAUGUGAAUCAGCAUUUGUUUGAACAGCCUGCUCUCGGAAAACAGACCUGGCUCUUUGACAACAUUAUUCUGGCCCUGGAACAGACAGAUUACUGUGAUUUCGAAAUCCAAUUCGAGAUUGUUCAUAACGCUAUCCAUUCUUGGGUGGGAGGCAAGGAACUUUAUUCUCUGAACCAUUUACAUUAUGCCGCUUAUGACCCCGUUUUCUAUUUGCACCACGCCAAUGUCGACCGUCUUUGGGUUAUCUGGCAAGAGCUGCAGAAAUUCCGUGGCCUUCCAGCUUACGAGUCAAACUGUGCCCUUGAGUUGAUGAACGAGCCACUGAAACCCUUCUCAUUUGGGUCACCCUACAAUUUGAACCCAAUAACCGAAAAGUACUCCAAACCGGCCGACGUAUUCAACUAUAAAGAACACUUCCAUUACGAAUACGACAUGUUGGAGAUGAACGGAAUGUCGAUUCCUCAGUUGGAAUCUUACAUCCGACACGAGAAACAGAAAGAUCGCGUUUUUGUUGGAUUUUUGCUUCAAGGAUUCGGUAGUUCUGCUUAUGCAACAUUUGAGGUUUGUUCCGAUGAAGGUGCCUGCCAUGAAGGAAGCCAUUUCUCUGUUUUGGGUGGAAGCGCUGAAAUGCCUUGGGCUUUUGACCGUCUCUACCGAAUGGAAAUUACCAACAUUUUGAAAGAAAUGCACUUGGAAGCUGACUCCCAUUUCACAAUCAAGUCGAAGAUUAUAGCUCACAAUGGAACAGAAUUAUUCCAUGUUCUACCAGAACCAACAAUCAUCCGCAUUCCAUCUGCAGGUCACGAUAUUGAAGUCGCUAUUCCGUUAAACAAGAUCCGUCGAGACAUUACUUCUCUUGAGGAAAGAGAUAUUAAGAAUCUAAUGUCUGCUUUGCGCCGACUCAAGGGAGAUAAGAGCGAUUUUGGCUUCCAGACAAUUGCUAGCUACCAUGGAUCGAAAAUGUGCCCGACACCCGAAGCCCCUGAAUAUGCCUGUUGCCUGCACGGUAUGCCUACCUUCCCACAUUGGCACAGAGUGUACCUACUGCACUUUGAAGAGGCCAUGCGUCGCCAUGGCGCUAAUGUAGCCGUUCCUUAUUGGGACUGGACUAUGCCAUCAACUCAUCUACCUAAACUUUUGGGUGAUGCUGAUUACUACGAUGCCUGGACUGAUACGGUGCUUGAAAAUCCUUUCCUGCGAGGCUUUAUUGAACACGAAGACACCUUCACUCAUAUUGACGAGCACAAAGUUGGAACUGUCGUCAGGAAGAAUGUGAAUAGUUUGACCCCAUCUGAGAUCGACAACUUGCGGGAAGCCCUGUCCGCUGUACAAGCAGAUCAUACCGAAAAUGGCUACCAGAAGAUCGCUGCUUACCACGGCAUGCCACUGAGUUGCCAUUACGCCAAUGGAACAGCCUACGCCUGCUGCCAACACGGAAUGGUUACCUUCCCUCACUGGCAUAGAUUAUUUGUCAAACAAAUGGAAGACGCUAUGAAAGCUAAAGGCGCGAAAAUUGGUAUUCCCUAUUGGGACUGGACAACAGCCUUUACCAGUUUACCAACGUUGGUCACUAGAACUGAAAACAACCCAUUCCACCACGCCCAUAUCGAUGUUGCCAAUACUGACACAACCCGGGCACCACGACCCCAGCUGUUUGAUGACCCAGAACAAGGUGACCAGUCAUUCUUCUACCGUCAAAUAGCAUUUGCUCUAGAGCAGACUGACUUCUGUGAUUUUGAAAUUCAGUUUGAGAUCGGACACAACGCCAUCCAUUCCUGGGUGGGAGGCAGCAGCCCAUAUGGCAUGUCGACACUUCACUACACUUCUUAUGAUCCUCUCUUCUACUUACACCAUUCCAACACGGAUCGUAUCUGGGCAGUUUGGCAAGCCCUGCAGAAGUACCGAGGAUUGCCCUACAAUUCAGCCAACUGUGAGAUCAACAAACUCAAGAAACCGUUGAUGCCUUUCAGCUCUGAAAAGAACCAUAAUGUUGAAACAAAGGCACAUUCGACUGGCUUCAAAUCUUUUAACUAUCACGAACUGCACUACGAUUACGAUAACCUUAACUUCCAUGGAAUGACAAUUCCUCAGUUAGAUGUGCAUUUGAAGAAAUACCAAGAAAAAGACAGAGUGUUCGCUGGAUUCUUGUUGAGAACGAUCGGCCAAUCAGCUGAUGUUAACUUCGACGUUUGCCGCAAAGAUGGCGACUGUACUUUUGGUGGCACCUUCGCUAUCUUGGGAGGACAACACGAAAUGUUCUGGGCAUUUGACAGACUCUUCUUAUAUGACAUAUCUAAGAGUUUAGUACAUCUGCGUCUUGAUGCUUACGAUAACUUUGACAUCAAAGUUACCAUUAAGGGUAUCGAUGGACAAGAACUGCCUUCCAAACUUCUACCACCACCAACAGUGCUUUUCAAACCAGGAACCGGUUAG